Molecule: messenger RNA, 1103 nt
Organism: Vitrella brassicaformis
Lineage: Eukaryota; Vitrellaceae
Source: the annotation of a GenBank genome assembly
CCUGUUGAACCGGCCCCGCGUUGGCUUCUGUUGGGGUCCCCGCGACAGAUGCGUGCAGAGCUCCGUGAGGCCUCGACGAGUCCGUCUCAUGCAAAGCUUUGCAGGACGAUGGAUGGCACCGCCACUCAGGUGAGAGGACGAGCAGCCUCCAGGCCAGGCAAAGCAGAGCACGUGAACCAUCAUGGCGUGAAUCAUCGUGUGUGCUGUCUGCGUGUGAUUGUGUGUUGUCAUUCGGUCUCGUGCAGAUGAGUGAAAUGGGCACGAGGGAUCAGCUGCUCAAACAGAUUCAGGCCUAUCAGGCGAAUCAGGCCAGGGUAGGUAACCAACACACUCACUCAGUCACUCAUUCAGUGCAUCCGUCGCUCAUCGGUUGCUUUGUGUUGUUUGUGUGUGCUGUGGUGUGCAGGUCAACAAUGGCAUCGGCCGACUCACUCAGAUGGACACCGCUAUGAUCACACCACUGGUGCGGCCAGACUGCCACACAAUGACAGCACAAAGGACUCUGUGUCAUGCUCUCUGUGUCAGAUGGUGGCCAAUGUCAGUCGUCAACUCGCCAAGGAAUCGGCCCGUCUGGCCCAGCUGGCGGACAACAUCGACUCGACCAUCGCACUAACAACACACACCCACACACAGGUGAGAGGGAGACCACACAAUCACACACACAGCUGCCUGUGUGUCUUUCUGUGUGUCGUCAGGCUCGACGGCUGCACGUGUCUGACAUUCCCGCCGAGCCGAUGAGCAUCGUCCUGGCCGCUUCAAGCCUCACGACCGUCGGCCGCUUCAAGGGGACAGCCCGCCACUUCAGAAACGCCCUGCGGCCCAUCAUCCGCCGUAUUCGGCUGCCGAAGGCCAUCGAGGUGGCGGGGGUGGGCGGUGUGGUGCAGUUCGACGAUCAGCUGAGCCAUGGCGAUGUGAUGAAGGCCAUGUGGGUGAUGGAGGAGAGGGGCGAGGGCGGCUGGGGGGAGGUGGCCGACACACUCAGAUUCGCUGAGCAUUGGGGCCAUUGUCAGCUGCCGGUCACUGUGGGUGCCGGAGAUCUGCAGACACACGCCACCAAGGCGGUUCGCACCACACACACGAGAUGGGAGGCAAUGGGACAGUGA